This is a messenger RNA of Rangifer tarandus platyrhynchus (Svalbard reindeer), 768 nucleotides long. NCBI's taxonomy places the organism in Eukaryota, Metazoa, Chordata, Mammalia, Artiodactyla, Cervidae. The record is from the annotation of a GenBank genome assembly.
AUGAUCCUGAACAGAGCCCUGAUUCUGGGGGCCCUCGCCCUGACCACCAUGAUGAGUCCCUCUGGGAGUGAAGACAUUGUGGCUGACCACAUUGGCGCCUAUGGCAUAAACGUCUACCACUCAUAUGGUCCCUCUGGCUACUUUACCCAUGAAUUUGAUGGAGAUGAAGAGUUCUACGUGGACCUGGAAAAGAGGGAGACUGUCUGGCGUCUGCCUGUGUUUAGUAAAUUUGCAAGUUUUGACCCUCAGGGUGCACUGAGAAACAUAGCUGUGGGAAAACAUAAUUUGGAGAUCUUGAUUCGCGAUUCCAACUCUACUGCUGCUACCAACAAGGUUCCUGAGGUGACUGUGUUUUCCAAGUCUCCCGUGAUGCUGGGUCAGCCCAACACCCUCAUCUGUCACGUGGACAACAUCUUUCCUCCUGUGAUCAACAUCACAUGGCUGAGGAAUGGGCACUCGGUCAUAGAGGGUGUUUCUGAGACCAGCUUCCUCUCCAAGGAUGAUCAUUCCUUCUCCAAGUUCAGUUACCUCAUCUUCCUCCCUUCUGAUGAUGACGUUUAUGACUGCAAAGUGGAGCACUGGGGCCUGGAUGAGCCACUGCUCAAACACUGGGAACCUGAGAUUCCAGCCUCUAUGUCAGAGCUGACAGAGACUGUAGUCUGUGCCCUGGGGUUGACCGUGGGCCUGGUGGGCAUCGUGGUGGGCACCAUCUUCAUCAUCCAAGGCCUGCGCUCAGGUGGCCCCUCCAGACACCAGGGGCCAUUGUGA